CUCCUCGUCUUCUUCCUCCUCCUCCACUCACCACUUGCGCGGCAGGCAGGGCCAGGUCUAGGGGCAUCCAUCCAUCCCCCCUUGCACCACCUCCUCCUCCUCGCUCCUCACCUCACUAGGUGAGCGACAGCGAGAGACGACACAGGAGGGACGAGACACACCAGCCGUCCCGUCCAGGACAUCCAUCCAUCCCUCCCUCCCAAGUCCCAACCCAGCUUUGACCGGGCUGCUCCAUUCCCUUUCCCUCCGCCGUCAGUCCAGUCCACCGUCACAUCCCCCGCUUCCGCCUCUCAUCACCCUCCUCUCCUCGCCCCCUUUCCCCGUCGCUUCCUUCCUUCCUUUCCUGCCCGCCUCCUGCUCCCGCUGCUCCCGGGGUUUCCCCUCGUCGCGAGCGGCCGGACGUCGCCAGCAACCGCACCCAUCGCACCCAAGAUUUGUGUUCGUGAUGUUCCAAGCAAAGCACCGACCGAUGUUCCCCUGACUGACUGCCCGAAUCCCCACCGCAUUCCAUUGCAGCAGCAGCGGCGGCGGCGAUGAGGUGCCUGCCGUUCCUGCACGGGGACGCCAAGUCAAGGGACGACGACCGGCGCACGGGCCCCAGCGGCGCCAUGUCGGCCUCGGUGCGCUCCUUCAGCACCGAGUCCACGGAGCGCGACCCGCGCUCCGGCUCCGACCUCAACUCCAUCAACGCCUCCGACAUGAGCGCCGAGUCCAUCCGCCGGACGCAGUACCCCAGCUUCACCGACCGCCCCGCCAACCUCCGGGUCUUCACCUUCCCCGAGCUCAAGGCCGCCACCCGCAACUUCAGCCGCUCCCUCAUGGUCGGCGAGGGCGGCUUCGGCUGCGUCUACAGGGGCGUCAUCAAGGGCUCCGACGACCCCACCGAGCGCGUCGAGAUCGCCGUCAAGCAGCUGAACCGCAAGGGAGUCCAGGGGCAGAAGGAAUGGUUAACAGAAAUGAACGUGCUUGGGAUUGUAGAGCACCCAAACCUCGUCAAACUAAUAGGUUACUGCACGGACGACGAUGAGCGGGGAAUGCAGCGGCUUCUGGUAUACGAAUACAUGCCCAACGGAAGCGUGGAUGACCACUUGGCAAGUAGGUCAACUUCUACUCUAUCAUGGCCGAUGAGAUUGAAAGUAGCUCUUGAUGCUGCCCGCGGGCUCAAGUAUCUGCAUGAGGAGAUGGACUUUCAGGUUAUUUUCCGAGACCUGAAAACAUCUAACAUUCUAUUAGAUGAGAACUGGAAUGCAAAGUUAUCGGACUUUGGAUUGGCUAGGCAUGGGCCACAGGAAGGGCUAUCCCAUGUCUCCACAGCGAUCGUUGGAACUCUAGGAUACGCCGCGCCGGAGUACAUGCAAACCGGGCGCCUCACCGCAAAAAGCGACAUAUGGGGCUACGGCGUGCUCCUCUACGAGCUCAUCACCGGCCGGCGUCCCAUCGAUCGGAACCGUCCAAAGGGGGAGCAGAAGCUCCUGGACUGGGUGAAACCGUACAUCUCCGACGUCAAACGGUUCCCCAUCAUCGUCGACCCGCGUCUUGAGGGCCACUACGACCUCAAGUCCAUGACAAAGCUGGCCGGCGUGGCAAACCGCUGCCUCCUGCGGCUACCAAAGACGCGCCCGAAGAUGAGCGAGGUGUACGAGAUGGUCCAGAAGAUCGUCGAAAGCGUCGAGAUCGGCCCACCGGAGCCUCCCCUGCACUACCAUGGCUCGGUGUCCGGACCGGGCGCAAAGCGGACCAAGAAAGGGUCACUGAAGAGGAGGCUCCAGGAGUUCAAGUUCGGGUGCCGCCAGAUCGUGUGGCGGGGCUGGAAACCUGAGAUCAUAAAGACCUGCUGAAAUGGAUGCCACCCUCCUCCUACCUGUGACUGGAAUGAUUCAGAUUCAAGCAAGAUGUGACCUGAACCUAGUGGAUUUCUGCCCACCAAUCGGAGGAUGCGCCUUAUCGCGAGCUCGAUGCGGAAUGAUCCGAAUAUCUGGUGCUGGGUGGUACAGGUACAUUCCUGCCGGCCAUCCUUUUUGCUCAGAUAAGACCCAGACCCGGAUGCUCACAUCAGAAAGAGACCCCCUUGUGCAACUGGGAGAAUUUCUUGGUGCUAGCACAUUCAUAGAGGAGGCUACAAGUCAGCCCGAUGUUUCGAUCGGACUGUCAGCAUGAUUGAUCAUUUGUUACCAGAGAGUAGAUGAUGACCAAAAUCUCCACCGCUAAUAAUCCGGCAAAGGUCAUGCCGGUGGCGAAUUUUCGCCGGACAAGAGAAGAGUUUCUGCUGUUCCCCUGUAGCCGUAGCCUGUAGAUUGUGCUGUUGGCUGGAGGCAGAGAAAUUCUGUUACUUUCUGCACAGUGAACACUUUCCAUUCCAUUCUAUUCCAUCAUGACAACAUCUCCUUCCUCCCCAACUUAACUUUUCUCCGGCGACAUGGUGCAUAUGGGUGGAGCAGAAUUGGGGGCAGAUCUCCCUGUGGUGGGCAGCAACCGUGGGGCUCCUUUCGGCUUCGGCGAAUCGGACCGGUCGACCGGUCGCCCGAUUCGCCUGUCGACGAAGAACCGACGGGAGCCUGCCUUUCUCCCCCCCUCCUUGGUGUGAGGUGAUGUCCCUCUCGUGUCCCCUGACAUCUCAUACGCCGGCCCUGUCAAGGCCACCACCAUUCCUGGCGUGGUGCCCAUCAUCUUCAGAGAUUAGCACAUGGUUUGUGUGACGACGGUGCAUCGUCGUCUUCAGAAAACCAGGUGCAGAGUACGUGUGGCAUGUGGAGCAGAUGGCGAUCUGCCCGACCUGCCACAUGGUUCGCCGUUUGCAGCCGCUGCUUUGUGCCGCUCGCCGCCGAUGGCGAGGGCUACCUGCCGUGAAAUCCGGCAGCAUUCAUGCAGCUCCUUUCCUCACUAGUUUAUGGCUUUUCUUCCCUCUUAGAAAGUUUCAGAGUUAAAAACCGUCCGGAGGUCACCAAGUUUGUUAGGUUCUGAUCAAAGUGAAAAAAUUCCGGUUCUCGGUCCAAUCGCCCCCGCGCCGCCCCGCGACGACGCCGGCCGUUGCUCCUCCUCGUCGCCACCAUCGCCGUCAUCGGCUUUGGAUGUUUCUUCAUGUAAUUAGUGAUAUAUAUUCUACAAAAACCUG
Triticum dicoccoides is the source of this 3112-nucleotide messenger RNA. RefSeq names its product serine/threonine-protein kinase PCRK1-like. The record is from RefSeq and is a predicted model, not a curated record. Gene Ontology annotation, molecular function: ATP binding; protein kinase activity. Bases 534 to 1838 code for a protein of 434 amino acids. The transcript is spliced from 6 exons. Lineage: Eukaryota; Viridiplantae; Streptophyta; Magnoliopsida; Poales; Poaceae. Gene Ontology annotation, biological process: protein phosphorylation.